Arachis ipaensis is the source of this 1363-nucleotide messenger RNA. Its product is annotated as BIIDXI-like protein At5g11420. The record is from RefSeq and is a predicted model, not a curated record. NCBI's taxonomy places the organism in Eukaryota, Viridiplantae, Streptophyta, Magnoliopsida, Fabales, Fabaceae.
CGGCAAUUCAAAUAAAAACCGAGUGGUUGCUGUGCGGGAUCUCAUCCAUCUCAUCUAUCUCUGCUUCUUGAAUUCAUCUCUUGCCAUGAAAAUGCAGAAUCUGACUCUGCUUUUAGUGCUAUUCCUCUCAACCUGCCACUCUGCUUUCUCCAUCACAGACGGUUUAUUGCCGAAUGGGAACUUCGAACUGGGCCCAAAACGGGGCCAACUAAAGGGCUCAGUAGUUACGGCCCAAAAUGCAAUUCCUAAUUGGAGCGUAACGGGCUACGUAGAAUACAUACAAUCAGGGCAGAAACAAGGUGACAUGCUUCUUGUUGUGCCGGAAGGUGCUUACGCUAUUAGGCUCGGCAACGAAGCUUCCAUCAAGCAGAACGUGAAGCUCGUGAAGGGGUUGCACUAUGCCAUAACGUUCAGUGCUGCACGCACGUGCGCACAGGAGGAGAAGCUCAACGUGUCUGUGGUUCCAACCAAUGAGAAGAGAGAUUGGGGUCAGAUCCCCAUUCAGACCAUGUAUGGUAGCAAUGGUUGGGAGUCCUUUUCUUGUGGCUUCGUUGCUGAUUUUCAAGAUGCUCAGAUUGUCAUCCAUAACCCCGGUGUUGAAGAAGACCCUGCUUGUGGCCCACUCAUUGAUUCCGUUGCCUUGAAGGUCUUGAACCCACCCAGAAGAACCAGAGCGAAUUUGCUGAAGAAUGGAAACUUCGAAGAAGGGCCAUAUGUGUUUCCAAACGCAUCUUGGGGGGUUCUGAUCCCACCACACAUUGAAGAUGCUCACAGUCCUCUAAUAGGGUGGAUAGUUGAGUCUCUGAAAGCAGUGAAGUACAUUGAUUCAGAACACUUCUAAGGAUCUAUGACCUCACCUUUGCCGUUGGUGACGCCAGCAAUGCAUGUGAAGGGUCCAUGAUGGUUGAAGCAUUCGCUGGCAAAGACACAGUCCAAGUCCCUUACCAAUCUAAGGGCAAAGGAGGCUUUAUCAGAGGCAAGUUGAGGUUCAAGGCUGUGUCAACACGUACCCGUGUUAGGUUCCUAAGCACGUAUUACACCAUGAAGAAUGAUAACUCUGGUUCGCUUUGUGGACCCGUCAUUGAUGACGUCAAAUUGCUUAGCGUCCGUUACCCUAGACAUGCUUAAUUAGUUAUAUCCAGGAUAGUUAUGUAGUGUUUAUCUUAUUAUUAUAAGAUUGCAUAGCUAGUGCAAUCAAACCACAUUCCAUGAUGAUCCGAUCCAUUUGGUUUCAAUGAGCAUCGUUGAUGCAUCUCUUGUAACAAUUAUUAUUAUUAUUAUUAUUAUUAUUACUGUACCAUAUAAUUUUCAUCAUCAUGUACUAUCCACCCUGUUUUUCCGUAAAAGUUGGCGAGUUUCUUUC